AUGUUGCAUAAUGAUAAUACAAUUUUACAUCAAGAAGUUCAACAAUUAGUGCUACAAUUAAAUCAACAACAAAUUGACUCUGAUCGGCAACCUCGAGAAACAUUAUCAAAUUUAUUAGAGUCAAAUAGAAUGUUAACAGUUGAACUUGAUCGAGUUAAAAAAGAAAUUUUUCAUUCAACUGGAGAAAACAAUCGUGCUACACAAGAAAUACGUGUUUAA
Rotaria sp. Silwood2 is the source of this 219-nucleotide messenger RNA. The record is from the annotation of a GenBank genome assembly. NCBI's taxonomy places the organism in Eukaryota, Metazoa, Rotifera, Eurotatoria, Philodinida, Philodinidae.